AAUAUUUUCAAUUUUUUAGUCAAAACGAAACAGUACAUAACAUUAAAAAAAUAUUUUCCAAUCUUUUAAAAAAUUUAACAAUUAGACUAGACUUAAAUUUUAAAAUGUAUUCAUUUUCAGUAAUCUUAUUUUUUAUAGUUUGCUGGGUUACAGCAUUUUCAGAGUCAAUCCGUCCACUUGACGAAAUAGAGUUCAAAGAAAAAUAUUCAAGUCUAUUAACUGUUAUGGUAGAAAUUAACAUGAGAGAUUUUUUAAAAUUUAACAGUGAUGAUAACAAUAGAGUUAGUGGAAAAAUAUUCAAACAAUUACUCAAUGGUAUAUCUUAUGACGAUAAAGAGGCAUUAGAUUUCUUUGAAAAUAAUGAAACUAUUAAUGAUGAUGAAAUGUAUGAAUAUGAUGAAUUUAUAAAUAACACAUUCGAAAAACUACGAAAAAUUGAGUUGAAAGCAAAUUUAUUUGAUGACCGAGCUGAUAAAUCGGGAUUCAUUGAAAAAACUACUGCAAUUGAAAUGAUUGAAUUAAUAAGUCGUGAAAAAGUCAAACUUUCUAGGAUCGAGAAAUUGAUAGAACCUAAAUCAAAAUGGUGGCAGAUAAAGCUCUCUGAUGCUAAACCCGAAAAAAAACCAAAUAACAUUUACAUAGCAAAAAACGAGGCUAUAGAAUUAAUUAAAAAUUGCAAUCUCGAAAAAUUCAAUCUUAUAAAUUUAAAAUGGUUGCUAAUAUCCAGUAAAGAUGAAAACAAAAAAAAAGAAAUAAUACAACAUGACAACGAAUAAGUUAAACCUUGCCAAAAAAGCAAUUACAAUAUAAAACAAAUCAAAAACUAUUCAUUUUUUAAUUUUGUAUUAUUUUUUAAUAAUAAAGUAUAUUUGAAAUACUUAUCAUUAUUUUCAAUAAUAACUUGUGU
Messenger RNA from Daktulosphaira vitifoliae (grape phylloxera), 907 nucleotides. RefSeq lists its product as uncharacterized. NCBI's taxonomy places the organism in Eukaryota, Metazoa, Arthropoda, Insecta, Hemiptera, Phylloxeridae. The record is from RefSeq and is a predicted model, not a curated record. The transcript is spliced from 6 exons. Bases 105 to 776 code for a protein of 223 amino acids.